AUGUUCUACUGCCAUUUUUGUGGUGUGAGCUUCAAUAUCAUCUUUCGCCUCAAAUCUGGGGAGCUAGACGUGCCUGGUCCUCAAGACGGCCAAUGCGAUGAGACAGACCUAAUUAAUUCUACGGAUGACGACGACACAGCUCAAGAUCCUGAUUAUCAAUUCCAAAGGGAUUAUGAGGAGAAUGAGCCAUAUGAAUAUGACUCCGAUUACGAAUCUACCGACGGCAUGGGCCUUGACGAAGAUGCGCAUGAGGACAGCGAAGGCAGCAGUAGUGAUGCAAAUACUGAUUCCGAACGUCAAAUGUUUUACAAUUGGGUGUUGCAAACUUUUGACCCUAGAAGCGCCACGAGGGGGGAUCCCCAACUGCGCGUUGGAUAUUUUGAUACUCCAAUGUCGGGCUACUCGGCUGAUGCUAUCUCACCCGAAGAGGCGAGAGGCUGUCGCACCGCCCAGUUCCUGGUGCAUAAAACGGUACCGAGGGAUCAAUGGCAAGCUGACCAGUUACAUCAGCCCUGGGAGAUUGAUGGGGAUUGGUCUUUAUCCGGGAUAUGUGAUGGAACCCCGUCGCGUGAUACGGGCAUCCCCACAGUGUGGCCCGCGCGAAAUGGGAUAGAAGAUGUACAGACAGACAAUGUGGACACUGGGGUGCAAGACACAUCACCGGAUGAUAUAGCCAUGCCGUUCCAUCCGUGGUGCUUUGAUAUCUUCUGCCGACAAUCGAAAAUCCAGUUUCAGCGCAUCAAUGUUUCUGGACUGAUGACCUGGCGGAAUGCCGAGUUUGAUUGGGCUGCCUUUGGAUCAUUUCCUCGAGCCAGAGAGGUUAAAGCCUCACAGGAGCAAUGGUGGUCCCAUAAGCCUGGCACUGAGUAUCUGGUUUCCAAUCCCCUUUGUGUGCCCGGGCUACCGGAAAUCCUUCUCUCCGCGGUCAAAGACGAAUGGUUGGCUGUCUCAUGUGACUCAUAUGAUGAGGCUAGGUCGUCUCAUGUGACGAAUCGCCAUACCCCAUCUCACAAUAGCCAGGCCGACGUUCUCUCCGUCCUUUCAGCAGAAAUCCGGCUCAUGAUUAUCGACUAUCUAGGCUCUAGUGAUAUCACUAGUUUAAGCAUUGCUUCUAGGGCAUUCACUGAACUCCCAAACAGUGUGUGGUACAGGCUAGUACGCAGGGAAAUGCCCUGGUUAUGGGAAGCCUGGGAUGAAUCCGAAUGCAAACACAGCCCUUCACUCUGGACAAAUGUAACAACGGCUGAGAUCAAGUCUGUUAUCAGGGCACGGAGUACCUAUGCCAAGGCCUUGUGUGAAGAUGUCUAUACAAAACAUGCCGCUGAGAGAGUUGCUGAGUACCGAUUUCCUCUAUCCGUGACCAUGCCAGACCAGGUGAAAUUGCCUCGAAUGAAUACUGACUGGCGUCGUGUACUGGUACAAAUUCAACUGAAUUGGGACAGGCUUAAAGGGUUGCAGAAUCGACAGCGGAUUUGGGUGGACGUGGAGGAGGUUGUGAGGCGUAUUCGCAAGUUUGAUGUAUGA
Messenger RNA from Penicillium hordei, 1524 nucleotides. RefSeq lists its product as uncharacterized. Gene Ontology annotation, molecular function: protein binding. NCBI's taxonomy places the organism in Eukaryota, Fungi, Ascomycota, Eurotiomycetes, Eurotiales, Aspergillaceae. The transcript has 3 exons. The coding region runs from base 1 to 1524 and encodes 507 amino acids. The record is from RefSeq and is a predicted model, not a curated record.